Molecule: messenger RNA, 4558 nt
Organism: Austrofundulus limnaeus
Lineage: Eukaryota; Metazoa; Chordata; Actinopteri; Cyprinodontiformes; Rivulidae
Gene: kcnh2b
Product: potassium voltage-gated channel, subfamily H (eag-related), member 2b
Biological process (GO): membrane repolarization during cardiac muscle cell action potential; regulation of heart rate by cardiac conduction; potassium ion transmembrane transport
Cellular component (GO): plasma membrane
Molecular function (GO): inward rectifier potassium channel activity
Source: RefSeq, a predicted model, not a curated record
ACGUAGAUGAGCAGGCUGAAGUGGUGAAUCCCCGUCCAGCCCCGAUGAAGCAAAACAAAACGGCAUCAAACCAGCCUUUCCUCCUUAGGUGCCCUCAUCCUGCUGCAGCAGGGCUUUCCUGUGGAGAAAGACAAGCUUCUGUUGAGCCGAAGUGCCUUUUUUUUUUUUUUUUUUUUUUACUGACAAUGACAACAGAGCGAACAGAGUAGCUACAAUGGGAGACUGGGGAGGUGGGUGUGGGUAAACCGGAGCUGAAGAAGAAGGCAAGUGAAGCUGCUUCCCCUGUGGAUGAGAAAGGUGCGUCUCUGUCUCAUCCAAUGGACUGACUCCUGCACCUGCAGGCUUUAUUCAUUGUUUUUUUGUUCGUUUUGUGAAUGAGAUCAAUUUGUUUUAAUAACUAGCUCGGGGUUGAUGAGCAAAGGGUUAAAACGACGCGCAGCUAUAGACGCCAGGGGAGCUGAAGUCAUCCGGCAGCGCGCAGAGCGAGGAGGAGGAGGAGGAGGAGGAGGAGGAGGACACGCAGAACAAGCUCCUAAAGAAACAGAUCUGUGACGACUCAAGCCGUGCUCAGUUCUUCUCUUGUCCUCUUUGCGUUCAUUUGCCCCUAAGUCUGACACUCUCAGCCUCAGAGGGGUUAAAAAACAAAAGCAAAUAAACAAACAGGCAGAGCGGGAGGUAAACAGAAAGCGCGCAGUCCCUCAAAGAUGGCUCAAACGACGCUCAUCGUCCAUUCCGCCUCCCGGGAGCGGACCGGAGCGCAGGAUGAGAGCUCCGUCGCGCUCCAUCCACUGUGAGAGCUGGAGGGGAGUGUCACCUGACAGGUGGUCCUGUUACCCACCCCCUCCUCCAGGGUUCAGAGACACCCCGCUCUUGUCUCAGGCUCGAAACCCGAGCGUGGAAACAACGCGCGCGCCUCCUGUUUCCAGAACUCUCCUCACUUUCUCUUCCUUUUCGGGGCUGCUGCUAGUCUGAGCCACUCGGUGAAACUUUGGCUCAGUUCCUCCCAUCUUCGCCUCGGGGUACCUCGGAGUGACGGGCUGCUGUUGUCAAAAGUCCCGAAGUGUCUGAGAGCUCAGCGGCCGCUGCAGCAGGGAGGAUGCCGGUGCGGCGGGGCCAUGUGGCCCCGCAGAACACUUUCCUGGACACCAUCAUCAGGAAAUUUGACAGUCAAAGUCGUAAGUUCCUGAUUGCCAAUGCGAGAGUGGAGAACUGCGCCAUCAUCUUCUGUAACGAUGGGUUUUGCCACAUGUGUGGCUACACGCGGGCCGAGAUCAUGCAGAAGCCUUGUACGUGUAACUUCCUGUACGGUCCGGACACCAAGCGACUGGCUAUUGCCCAGAUGGCUCAGGCCCUGCUGGGGUCAGAGGAGAGGAAAGUGGAGAUCAUCUUAUACCGAAAAGACGGUCAGUGUUUCCUGUGCAUGGUGGAUGUGGUGCCAGUGAAGAACGAGGAUGGCGUGGUGAUCAUGUUCAUCUUGAACUUUGAGGUCAUGACUGAUGAAGUACGGAAAGAUCACAAACGACAGCUGAAUCAUCGCCUCCCCACCUGGCUUGUUACAGGUCGCCCCCGUGGCUUUAAGUUGCGUCUGCCCCCACUGCGCUCCCUGUCCAACAGUAAAGCAUCACUGGAUGACGCAGAGGCAGGUCACAAUCCCAUACCUACAGCCCUGCCUCUCCAUCCGGACAACAGUCACGAGUCUUUAGGCUUGGGGGAGUUCUUGCCCUUACCUCCCUUGCAAGCAGCCCACCAGGAUCAACAAAGUAGAAACAGGUCAAUGCAUCAGAAAUGGUCAGAAGACUGCCAGGAGGACCGGCGCACCUUACUGUGUGCUGAGCCUCCAGUGUCACCUCCUUCACUACCUCCCCCCGAAGCCCACCUGGUCGCUCCCUUCAACCAGUCCUCUUCUUGUGCAUUGCCCAGCCUCCGGCUCAGUCUGAACCCUGACGGCUCAGGCUCAAACUGUUCUCUGACACACAGCCGCUCACGGGAAAGCUUCUACAGCAUGCGUCGGGCUUCUUCUGUGGAUGAGAUAGAGGCCAUGAGGCCAGAAUGGGACCGAAAGAACCGGAGACCAAGCCUUCGGCCAGCCAGCAGCAGCACUGGUGCAGUAAACUGCAAGUCAAACAUGUUGAACUCUACUUCAGACUCUGACCUCAUGCAGUAUCGCACUAUUUCCAAAAUCCCUCAAAUCACUCUCAAUUUUGUGGAUUUCAAACCAGACCCCCUCAUUGCUCUGCCCUCUGGGGAGAUGGAUAUCAUAGCACCCUGCAAACUCAUUGACCGGACACACAAUGUCACAGAGAAGGUGACACAGGUGCUGUCUCUAGGUGCAGAUGUGUUGCCAGAGUACAAGCUUCAAGCUCCUCGCAUUCACAAGUGGACGGUUUUGCAUUACAGCCCCUUCAAAGCAGUGUGGGACUGGCUCAUUCUGCUGCUGGUCAUUUACACCGCCAUCCUAACGCCCUACUCAGCUGCUUUCCUCCUCAAUGAGGAAGAGGUAGCCAAGCAGAACUGUGGUUACUCCUGCUCUCCUCUCAACGUGGUGGACCUCAUAGUGGACAUUAUGUUCAUUAUUGACAUCCUCAUCAAUUUCAGAACAACAUAUGUAAACUCGAAUGAUGAAGUGGUGAGCCACCCAGUGCGUAUUGCUGUGCACUAUUUCAAAGGUUGGUUCCUCAUCGACAUGGUGGCUGCUAUUCCCUUUGACCUGCUGAUUUAUCGCAACGGAGAAGAGACCACCACUCUAAUAGGGCUGCUGAAAACUGCUCGUCUGCUGCGACUGGUCCGCGUAGCCAGAAAGUUAGACCGCUACUCCGAGUACGGCGCAGCCGUCCUUUUCCUUCUCAUGUGCACCUUUGCACUCAUCGCUCACUGGCUGGCCUGCAUCUGGUACGCAAUUGGUAAUGUUGAGAGAAACGGUUCUAUAGGUUGGCUCCACACGCUGGGGGAGCAGCUGGGAAAACAAUUCAAUGAUACUAUUAAAGGUUCAGGACCAUCAAUCAAAGACAAGUAUGUGACGGCUCUUUACUUCACAUUCAGCAGUCUGACAAGCGUGGGAUUUGGAAACGUUUCACCCAACACCAACUCUGAGAAGAUCUUCUCCAUCUGUGUAAUGCUCAUUGGGUCCCUGAUGUACGCCAGCAUCUUUGGGAAUGUGUCGGCCAUCAUCCAGAGGCUGUACUCGGGAACGGCUCGCUACCACACCCAAAUGUUAAGAGUCAGGGAGUUCAUCCGCUUCCAUCAGAUCCCCAACCCUCUCAGGCAGAGGCUGGAGGAGUACUUUCAGCACGCCUGGUCCUACACCAAUGGUAUUGACAUGAAUGCAGUACUGAAAGGUUUCCCAGAGUGUCUCCAGGCAGAUAUCUGCCUCCACCUGAACCGAACCUUGCUGCAGAACUGUAAGGCUUUCAAAGGCUCUACUAAGGGCUGCCUCAGGGCUUUGGCCAUGAAGUUCAAGACCACCCACGCACCCCCGGGAGACACGCUGGUUCACGCUGGCGACGUCCUCACUGCCCUUUACUUCAUAUCCAGAGGAUCUAUAGAGAUCCUUCGAGGAGAUGUGGUGGUAGCUAUCUUAGGGAAGAACGACAUCUUUGGUGAGCCCAUCAACCUGUAUUCCCGACCCGGUAAAUCCAAUGCUGACGUGAGAGCUCUUACUUACUGCGACCUCCAUAAAAUUUUAAGAGAAGAUGUUUUGGAGGUGCUGGACAUGUAUCCUGAGUUUGCAGAUCACUUCUGGAGCAACCUGGAAAUCACCUUCAACCUCAGAGACACCAACAUGAUCCCAGGCUCUCCGAGCAGUGAUGACUCCACCUGUGGGGGAUUCAACAAAUUACGGAGACGAAAGUUAUCGUUUCGAAGACGUACAGAAAAAGAUGAUGCUGCAGAUAUAAAAAAGUCUCAAAAAGCGUCAAAGCAAAGGCAGAAGGAGGCAGCCAGCAACAAAAAAGAGAAGGAGGAAGUGGCUAAAAGACAGUGGGGGGCACGUCGAAGCUCAGCAUCUCCAAACUCCAGUGGGGAUGAGGGGGACAGAUCAAUCGUGAUUGGCCUUGCUCCACCACCUACAAUGACUCUGAAGACUCAAGCCCCUCCCAGAAACUUUAGUGAGAAUACUGAGGGUGAUGGGGACCCCAAAGCGGGGAACGCAUGCAAUGCCUUUUCAGGAGCAUUCUCUGAGGUGUCCAACAUUUUUAGUUUCUGGGGAGAGAACCGAGGGGCUAGUCGGUACCAGGAGGUCCCCAGCAGCAGCCUAGCCUCCCUUCCGCCUGUAAACACAUCGCACCACAGCAUGAGUCAACAGAAACGCAAUCAGCUGGACACACGGCUGGACCUGCUGCAGAAACAGCUCAUCAGGUUGGAGAAUCGCAUGUCAGCGGACAUUGGCGCCAUCAUGCAGCUGCUGCAACGACAGAUGGCCCUGGUUCCUCCUGCCUACAGCGCAGUUUCUUCACCUCCUCAGCCCUCACCCUUUCUCGAUCCUGAUCCAGGACCAGACCUAACAGAGAGGUUGGGAGAGAGACAGCCUGUGGAGACAGAAGCACCUGCCUCUCCAUCACAG